Messenger RNA from Scatophagus argus, 3936 nucleotides. RefSeq names its product KIAA0930 ortholog. The transcript has 11 exons. NCBI's taxonomy places the organism in Eukaryota, Metazoa, Chordata, Actinopteri, Scatophagidae. Bases 276 to 1622 code for a protein of 448 amino acids. The record is from RefSeq and is a predicted model, not a curated record.
UCGUGUUGUUACAGGAAGUGUGAGGGGUGUUUCCAGCUGAUCUGCACAGCAGAAGGACCAGACUCUCCCUCAGCAGCCCGACCUGCCUGCUCCUGUCUCGGGUCCUACAGCAGAGCAGACCGCCCGGCAGGUGGACAAGGCCUCCUGAUCUGGGACCGGUUUCAGGUGUCCCUCCCCGCUGCCGGCUCCCGCGCUUCUCUCAGCCGUCUGUUAGCUGCCGUGAACCGGUGCCGUCGGUAGCUGUUAGCACGGACUGUCAUGAUCCCAGCUCGGAGAUGGCGUCCUUCCCCGGUUUGUGUAAGGCUGUCGGGCCAGCGGAGGAGGAGAACGGAGACCUGGACGGCUCUUUGCAGCAGAUGCUGAAGGCCAUCGCCGACGAGCGGAACCGACUCAACAUCCGGCAGGAGAUCAGCGGACUCGGUUGUUUUAAGGAUGACCGCAUCGUGUUCUGGACCUGGAUGUUCUCCACGUACUUCAUGGAGAAGUGGGCUCCUCGACAGGAUGACAUGCUGUUCUACGUCCGCAGGAAACCCGCCUACGUCAGCGCCGACAACACGGAGGGCAAAAAGGUGGAGGUGGAGGUUUACCGGAGAGACUCCAAGAAGCUGCCCGGCCUCGGUGACCCAGACAUCGACUGGGAGGAGAGCGUCUACCUGAACCUCAUCCUGCAGAAGCUGGACUACGUGGUGACGUGUGCCGUCUGCACGCGCUCAGACGCGGGAGACAUCCACAUCCACAAGAAGAAAUGUCAGGAAGUGUUCGCGUCUCCCAGCAAACACGCCAUGGACAGCAAAGGAGAGGAGUCCAAGAUGAGCUACCCGAACAUCUUCUUCAUGAUCGACAACUUUGAGGAGGUGUUCAGUGACAUGACGGUGGGCGAAGGUGAGAUGGUGUGUGUGGAGCUGGUGGCGAGCGACAAGAGCAACACCUUCCAGGGCGUCAUCUUCCAGGGCUCGAUCCGCUACGAGGCCCUCAAAAAGGUCUACGACAACCGGGUGAGCGUCGCUGCCAAGAUGGCCCAGCGGAUGUCUUUUGGCUUCUACAAGUACAACAACAUGGAGUUUGUGAGGAUGAAGGGUCCGCAGGGCAAAGGUCACGCUGAGAUGGCGGUCAGCAGGGUGCCGACGGGCGACACGUCCCCCUGUGGCACAGAAGAGGACCAGGAGUCGCCCAUGCAUGAGAGGGUGACGUCCUUCAGCACGCCUCCGACUCCAGAGAGGAACCGUCCCUCCUUCUUCUCUCCGUCUCUGAAACGCAAAGUUCCACGAAACCGAAUCGCAGAGAUGAAGAAGUCUCACUCGGCCAACGACAGCGAGGAGUUCUUCAGGGAGGAAGAGGACGAAGAUCUUCACACGACCACAAACCUCCGCUCCCGCUCGCUGUCGGGGACCGGCCGCUCUCUGGUCGGCUCCUGGCUCAAGCUCAACCGCACCGAAGACUACUUCCUGCUCUACUCACACCUGACCUACGUCACCCUGCCGCUGCACCGCAUCACCACAGACACGCCGUGUCCCAGACAAACUGGUCUGGAGUCUGACGUGUGCAGUUCGUCAUUUCAACAUUUACACGUUGUUUUCCUGGUGACUCAAAGAGAAGAAAUCAAACUGACAUCCUGGAGGUGAGGCAGAAGCCCAUCCUGAUGACAUAGCGGAGCUGAACCCCCCUCAGAGCAUCACUACCAAGUGCCUCCCGCAUCAGGCCACUGAGACGACAGCAGCAGCGCCCCCCGGUGUCCAAACAUCUGCUUCACCCGGAGAAACUCUGCCAGAGGAGACGACGACAAACAAACCAGCCAUUCGAGAAGUGCCUCUUCUUCUUUUCAGUUCCUGCUGUGUCCGAGGGAGUCUCCACGGAAACGGGCCCGGCGUCGGGAUCACAUGACCUCGGUGUGAAAAGGCAUUGGCUGAACUCUGACCAGGAAGGAGAAGGAAGCGAAGAAUGUGUGUUGUCUUGUAAAUAUCCUGCUGCUUUACUCACUGAGACGCCUCGGCUUCAAGGUCCUGCUUUUAACGACACGUUUGGUUUCCGCUCGACUCGUCGUCGAACUCGUGGACUUCGUUUUGUUUUUAUAUCUGCUACGAUGUGAAGUGAGCAGAGUGGAUGAUCAGCAGACGGAGUCACGGCAGUCACCAGUUAACAAUUAAUUAAUUUAGUCCAAAAUGUCCAAAACGUCCUCCCAGCUUUGACUUCAUGUUGGUUAUUUUGACAGAAAAAUGUUCCAAAAGUGCUCGCGUCCCGACGACAGGAAGCACAUGUUGAAUGAGUCUGUAGCCAGCAGCUUUUUUUACAGAAGCCAAAGUUUUCUAGACGUUUCAGUCCAGUCUGAGUGCAGAAGCUCCACAAAGUUCAACAAAUUCAACAGAAUGAACCCAGUAAGAUUUACUUAAAAAAAGAAUUUCAAAGUAAAAUCAUGACGUGAACUACUUUACUCUCAUAAUAAAAUUACUCUUUCUCAGUAAAUUCUCACUACAGCUUUUCUGCUUCGAGUGUUCAAACUCAUGUUGACUACAAAUCAGAAUUGUUCAGCCUCGAACAGGAGCAGCGUCGUCCUUCUGGACCUUCUGGUCUAAAGAAACGUCUCCUCCCGCCUCGUGGAGGCCGGGGGACGCCUUUGCAUUAAUGAAACGCUCCACUUUUAAUGGUGAAACUUUGUCCUGUGAAACGUUUAUCGUCGUGUCUAAAAGGGGAAGAAUCACCAAAAUAAAAGCGUCUUCAGUCAAAGUUUGACCCGUUUGACCCGCGAGACGAAUGAGACGAAAAGUUCAGUUUUCUUGACAGCCAGAAGACACUGAAUGAUUUUUAUUACAACUGAUGAAGUUUCUUCUUUUCUGUUCACUUUGGUGUUUCUGAACACGAGCUUUGACUUUUUACUGCGAUUCACAAACUGGAAGUGACUUGAAAAACUACUGAAGUAACGAGGACUUCAAAGGGAAACCGGAACAAAAGCUGCAAACUAAACCAGGAAGCUGGAAGGAGGCGACGCGAUGCGAUUGGCUCCGCUCGAAGACGUUUUGUCCCCACGUGCUCCUCAAGCCUUAAAUCGGACUUUAAUGUGUCCGGAGAUGGUCAGAGUCCACCUGUCCGUCACAAGUUCCCAGAGGACAAAGUGUCCAAAGACGUGACUAACCAGCUCACUUUAAUUCAUUUAAAGCAGAAAUGAUUUUUAAUCGAUGCUGAUCAAAUGUAAGCAGAAAAACAUGAGACGUUUAGUGUCAGAAGAAGAAUAAAGUUGUGAUUGAACUGUGAUGAACAGCAGGUCAGCAGCCGUCACAUGACAACAAGUCGGCGUUUGGUUGGUCAAAGAAACGCAGAUGAUCUGAUUGAUUCAUCUUUGUUUUCAGAUCAAUCGAAUCUGACAUGUAGGAAAACGUUUCUCAGCCACAAACGCUGACGUGUCCCCUAAAGUCGGAUUUCAUCCGGACGUCCACACGUCCACACGCAGUCAAAAGCUGCCGCUGGGGACAAAAUUUGACUGAAACUAAAGUUGUGAUCAUCAGAAAAUCAUUUUGAUUUCAGCUUCUCGACGCUGAAUCCGGCCAGCUGGGGCGGCUGCUAUUGAUCAGUGAUUAUCAGUGAUUGAUUUGCACUCAGACGAAGCCAUCGAUCAAAGCCGGUCCACAGUGUUUGUGUCAGAUGUUCAUGAUGAAGAUGAUGAUGAUGAUGUUUCUUCAGCUGAAUGUAUCCACGCUUUAACUGAGGAGCAUUUGAUCCGAGCAGACGGUUUGCACUGUAAAACGCUUUUAGAACCUUUUUGAAACCAGUUUGUUAAACUUUUUGUCGACGUGUUCUUACAUCAGUGAACUGCUCACACACACACACACACACACACACACACAGUUAAUGUGCAUGUAUUCAGCCAUCACGUUCUGUUGCUUUACAGACUGUGCGUACGUUUUCCUGUAUUUGUUUAUUGAAAUACACAACUAGAAAACCUGA